Molecule: messenger RNA, 920 nt
Organism: Carassius gibelio (silver crucian carp)
Lineage: Eukaryota; Metazoa; Chordata; Actinopteri; Cypriniformes; Cyprinidae
Product: interferon gamma 1
Exons: 4
Coding region: 154-711 (185 amino acids)
Biological process (GO): immune response
Cellular component (GO): extracellular region
Molecular function (GO): type II interferon receptor binding
Source: RefSeq, a predicted model, not a curated record
AAAUACCCCAUUCACUCAAACACAUGCAUUCAGACCAUUGUCAGGACACGAGAAGAGUCGGGUGCUGUGAGACAGCUUAAAAAGUCAACUUCGGCUUUUAAAACACAGAACUACAAGUCAAACUUCAGCGAGAGACUUAUACUAACAAGGACUAUGACUGCGCAACACAUGAUGGCCAUUUUCUGGGGAGUAUGCUUGUUGAUUUUAAGACAGAUGACAUACGGCGAGGCCAGCGUCCCUGAGAACCUGGACAAGAGCAUCGACGAGCUUAAAGUGCACUAUAUUAAAGAUGACAGUGAGCUACACAAUGCACAUCCUGUCUUCUUACGUUUCCUAAAAGACAUAAAGGUGACUCUUGAGGAACCUGAGCAGAAUCUUUUGAUGAGCAUCAUAAUGGACACAUACAGUAGGAUAUUCACUCGCAUGCAGAAGGAUAGUAAGGACAAACCUACCAAAGAAAGGCUGGCACAUGUUCAAGAGCAUUUGAAAAAACUGCAAGAAAACUACUUCCCAGGCAAAAGUGCAGAGCUCAAGACGUAUGCAGAAACCCUUUGGUCGAUCAAGGAAGAUGACCCAGUCGUCCAGCACAAAGCAUUGUUCGAACUGAAGCGUGUCUACAGAGAAGCAACACAGCUGAGAAACCUGAAGAACAAAGAGCGCAGGAGACGACAAACCAAAAUCACAAGAAGCAAAAGUCUUAAUAAAUCUUGAUCACCAUUUAAAAGAAUGGUGGAAUAUCAGUGUUAUUUAUUCUAUUUAUGAAGAUGAAUGUCCAUAAACACACAUUGUGUACAACAGAUAUUUGUUGAAAUUUACAUUAUUUAUUUGUUCUUAUUUAUUUAAAAAAGCACUGUAAACCUAUUGCUAGUAACAUAGCAAAAUGUGUAAAGUCUAUGACUCAAUAAAAUAUUUUUAAAUAA